AUGGACGAUGGCCAAAGUAAGUAUGCGGACUUCGCAGUCGACAGACCAUCCAAUCGCACGCGAUCCGGUAGCGCAAGCAGCGGCCACAAACGAAGCCUCUCCGGCUCUUUACUUUCGCGACUCUCCUUCCUCCGCCUGAGCCAAGCUACACAAUCCGAGGCCAUGGAGCAGGACGGGGACAGCGAGGACAUCGGGUCCAACCGACUACAGGCCCCCAGCAAUGCCCCAGCACUCGGCUUGAAUCCCGUGAGAAACGAUCAGCGAGCAAAUCAACCCGACGCCGUCCCUCAAUUCCAAGAUGACGCGCCACGCUCUCCAAAAGACCAAACAUCAUUCUCAGACGACUUCACGGCCCCUGGCAGCUUCACAGACGAGGCCGAAGAUAUCCCAACUCAGACACAACCCAGCUGGUUCCGCGCAAGUACAGCGCAAAAGAUCUUCCGCCCGUCGCUUACGCGCCGGCGACAAGGCCUCACGCAACAAAACCUCCUCAGCGAAGAGACAGGCACCGACGACGAAGAACCCGUCUCCUUCUCACGCAUCAACACCACACCUGGCACCAAUUCCGCGAUCAAUGCAUCCACCACAGCCCUACAUAUCUCGACCCCCUCCUCCGGCUCGGACUCCUACUACCCCAUGACAUCUGAUGCAGCCUACAGAUCCGUCCACCACAAAUCAUCCCCACUCGCUUCACACCACGUCGAAAUGAAAAAUAAUGUAGAGAUAACAUGGGACUAUUCCGAGACCGAAUGGUGGGGAUGGAUCAUCUUAAUGGUCACCUGGCUGGUCUUCGUCGUCGGUAUCGGCAGCUGCUUCGAGGUUUGGAGCUGGGCCUGGGAUGUCGGUGAGACGCCAUAUGCGCCACCGGAACUUGAGGAUGAUCCUACACUUCCUAUUGUGGGUUAUUAUCCGGCGCUGAUCAUUCUCACGGCUGUUAUGGCGUGGGUUUGGGUUGUUGUUGCUUGGGUCGGGAUGAAAUACUUCAAACAUGCUAAUAUAUCGGGUGAUGAUAGUUGA
Molecule: messenger RNA, 1017 nt
Organism: Penicillium maclennaniae
Lineage: Eukaryota; Fungi; Ascomycota; Eurotiomycetes; Eurotiales; Aspergillaceae
Product: PIG-Y family protein
Exons: 2
Coding region: 1-1017 (338 amino acids)
Source: RefSeq, a predicted model, not a curated record